This is a messenger RNA of Galeopterus variegatus (Sunda flying lemur), 510 nucleotides long. RefSeq names its product zinc finger and SCAN domain-containing protein 23-like. Lineage: Eukaryota; Metazoa; Chordata; Mammalia; Dermoptera; Cynocephalidae. The coding region runs from base 1 to 510 and encodes 169 amino acids. The transcript has 2 exons. The record is from RefSeq and is a predicted model, not a curated record.
AUGGCCACAGCCUUGGCCCUUCAGACUGCAAAGAGGCAGGAAGAACUUCUGGAAGUGAAGGUAAAGGAAGAAGAGAAGGACCAUGCCUCUGGGCAAGAAUCUGGCCUAUCAAGAAAUAAUCCUCAUACCACAGAGAUCUUUCGUAGAAGCUUCAGGCAGUUCUGCUAUCAGGAGACCCCUGGGCCCCGGGAGGCUCUUCAAAGACUUCAAGAGCUCUGCCAUCAUUGGCUGAGACCAAACAUGCACACCACAGAGCAGAUCCUGGAGCUGCUGGUGCUGGAGCAGUUCCUGACCAUCCUGCCUGAGGAGCUCCAGACCUGGGUGCAGGAGUACCACCCUGCAAGUGGAGAGGAAGUGGUCACUGUGCUGGAGGAUUUGGAGAGAGAGCUGGAUGAACCAGGAGUGCAGGUCCCAACCCAUGCUCAUGAACAGGAAGAGUUUGUAAAGGAGAAGGCGACUCUAGGAGCAGCUCAGGAGUCUUCAAGUGGCCAGUUCCAAACAAUGGAAUAG